Lolium rigidum is the source of this 1245-nucleotide messenger RNA. Its product is annotated as putative F-box/FBD/LRR-repeat protein At2g05300. Gene Ontology annotation, molecular function: protein binding. The coding region runs from base 1 to 1245 and encodes 414 amino acids. The record is from RefSeq and is a predicted model, not a curated record. Lineage: Eukaryota; Viridiplantae; Streptophyta; Magnoliopsida; Poales; Poaceae. The transcript is spliced from 4 exons.
AUGCCUGGCGGGUCCAAGAACAAGAGAGUGACCACAGCCGACGGGGAGGACCGCCUCGGCGCCCUCCCGGACGAGAUCCUCCAGCACGUGCUGUCGUUCCUGCCCUCGUGCCAGGCCGUGCGGACGUGCGUGCUCGCCCAGCGCUGGCGCGACCAGUGGAAGUCCGUGCCCGCCCUGCGCCUCCAUCAAGACCACUUCGCGACCGACCAGCACCUAUCAGAGUUUGCCAACCAGCUCCUCCUCUUCCGUGGCCGUGCUCCUGUACAUCUGUGCGACAUCGUUGCCACCGAAGGUGACAUCUGGCGGUGGAUCCGGUACGCUCUAUCACGCCAAGCUCGCGUGCUCCGAGUCGAUCUCCUCGACGUAAUCGAGCCCUGGCAGCUGUCCGAUAGGAAUUUCAUCUCCCAGCAGUUGGUUAGGCUACAACUUGCUGCUGUGGAACUGAGGCCACGCUCCCUUGAUUUCUCGAGCUGUCCCAAGUUGGAGGUGGUAAACAUCAACGAUUGCACAAUCAACGCGAAGAAGAUCGUGUCCCGAUCAUUAACACAUUUGAGCAUCACUGGCUGCACUUUCGAUAUAAAGUCCCGCACUCGGAUUUCUGCCCCGGGUCUAAUUUCGUUGGAACUUGAUGACUUUCUUGGCUGGACUCCUGUGCUUGAGCGCGUGCCAUCGUUGGUGACAGCAUUUGUCAGGCUUGGUGAAUUCUGCGACGAUCAUUGCUUUGAAAGUUAUUAUGGGAAUUGCGGUGGCUUUUCUGGUCGAUGCAAGUGUGACGAAUCACUUCACAGCGAUCACCCUGUGCUCCUUGCUGCUUUGUCACAGGCCACAGAUUUAAAGUUGGUAUCUCGUCCUCAAGUGUUCAUUUUCAGAAAGGAUUUGAAGAGAAGACCAUCCUUUACCAAGCUAAAAAUAUUGUUGCUCAAUGAAUGGUGUGUGGCUGCUAACUUCGCUGCACUGGUUUACUUUCUCCAACACUCACCAAUUCUGGAAAAGCUUACUAUUGAAUUGGACAAGACACCAACAUCUGUGUUUGAAACAGAUGGACACUGCAACCCUGGCCAACAACCCAUAGCAUCUAAACGCCUUCAGGUGGUUCAAGUAAAAUAUCACAAGGACAGGGUGCUUGCGCUCAAGAAAAUUUGGAAGAUUCUAAUUACUGGUGGAGUACCUUCUGAGAAAGUUGUCAUUGAGCGAAUCAUCUCGUGGACUUCCGGAAGUUUCAGUUUCCAGCGGAGGGCAGAGUAG